Molecule: messenger RNA, 2063 nt
Organism: Cydia amplana
Lineage: Eukaryota; Metazoa; Arthropoda; Insecta; Lepidoptera; Tortricidae
Product: kelch-like protein 8
Exons: 5
Coding region: 122-1789 (555 amino acids)
Molecular function (GO): protein binding
Source: RefSeq, a predicted model, not a curated record
GUUGCCGAUUUUAUCCUGUUUUCAAUGAAAAUUUCGUGAUUUUAUCCCAGUUUAAGAACAGGAGUAUUCUUUUAUCCCAAAGUAAUAUUCGUGGUUUAGCAAAUUUAUCUUAAAACUAGAUAUGGCGGAAGUUUCUUUGCUCAUCGACGGCCAGGUGUUUAAAGCGAAAAAAGAAGUUUUAUGCGAGCACAGCGAUUAUUUUCGCGCUAUGUUCAGCGGUAACUAUGUGGAAAAUGACAAAAAAGAAAUAUCCAUAGACGUGAUUGACGCUGAAUCUAUGAAAAUAAUAUUGCAUUACAUGAACAUAGGUUUAAUAGAUCUCACAGAAUAUUCCUUAUCCAUUAUUAGUGAGUUGGUAACUGCUGCAAACUUCUUACAAAUCACAGAGUUAAUUAAGCAAAUAGAGUAUACUUUGGAACUCCAAAUAUCACCAGCUAGCUGUAUGGAAAUCAUGAAUAUCGCCCAGAAUUCAGCAUUUACUCAGAUAGAACAACUGUCCGCCACAUGUGGCUUACUUUCAUUUAAGUCUAUGAAGCCAGAAUACAUUCCGAACUUAACCAAACUUUGCUGGUAUCUAUCGCACCCAUAUUUAAAUGCUUCCAGUGAACUUGAUGUAUUUAACUUUGGCCAUACGUGGCUUUUAGAAAAUGAAACUGGCGGUGAUGCAUUACUAAUUAUUCUUGGUUGUUUAGACAUUAAAAAGCUCAAUCUUUCCGAUAUAGCACAAAUCAAAACUUGUAUGUUAGGAUACCAGAACAGCUUAGCUGCUAAAGUUGUCGACUGUCUUCACAAUUUGGCGGUACUUGACAUGGAGUUGUCUGUAGUCGCAAUACAAUCGCAAGAAAAGAUGUUGACGCAUACAUAUACAGAGGGAGUUUAUAAUGAAACCUUGAGCAUGGUUAAGGAAAGCCGAUCUAGAUCUUUAGCUUACACUCCAGCGGUGCCAGUUUGGGCGAUGAAGGACUCUAAGUUGGAGAUGGUACCGCACCAUAUGUAUACGUUUAGGGAAAAAGUUGGUUUUGAGAACUGGCUGGAAGUUGCUGAGAAGAAUCUGUGGGGUUGGAGCGUUGUGGGCUGGGGACCAACGAAGAUUGUGGUUGUUUGUGGAGAACAUGGGAGAGGCACGGGGUUAUUCAUGAAGGAUGUGAAAGUCUACGAUGUGUUAAAGAAAGAGUGGGCUCGGCAUGGAGUGGAGUUGCCUGCUCGGAGACACGGAGGAGUAGCCGUUAUGGAGGACUCCCUUUAUCUUAUUGGAGGCGUAGGUGGGUUUAGGGUAACAUUGGACACUGCAGUGGUAUACGACUUGAAACGGCGCUCGCACAGGAAGAUCGCUAAUCUACCAGACGCCAUACAGAACCCAGCCGUGUGCGCUCACGAAGGCACCAUAUACGCCGCGGGACACAACAACAUAUACCAGUACGAGGACUUGGGAGACACAGAUCGAUGGACAACGGUAGUCGGCACUCAGAUCCGGUCGAGCUGUAUGGCGUCGUUUAAGGGCUACAUUUACUGUACGCAGAGCUACUUCAGCCAGCUUUACCGCUUCAGGCCCGGAGUGGACGACCGGCUCUAUGUGGUCACCCAGUUUACCAAUCCACCGGCCACUUUUUGUAACUUAGGUAAGAUAACGGUAGUCGCCACAGAUCCAGUCGAGCUGUAUGGCGUCGUUCAAGGGCUACAUUUACUGCACGCAGAGCUACUUCAGCCACCUUUACCGCUUCAGGCCCGGAGUGGACGACCGGCUCUAUGUGGUCACCCAGUUUACCAAUCCACCGGCUACUUUUUGUAACUUAGGAAACCGUCUACUAUUCUUCACUCGCUCUAUGUGCGGUCAAGCCGACGUCCUAAACGUAGAAGAAUACCUCGGAAAUAGCACAGAAGAGAAGCCAAAAGUCAUCUGGCGGCAAAGCGAGAGCGCGAUAAAGCUUAACGAUGUGGCUGGCUCCUGUUCAUUGGUGUUGUCUGUACCACCAUUAUGGCCAGAUAGCUCGAAUUAUACUAAGAAGUAUUUAAAGAGGUAUGAAACACAGUAAUGUGAGUGUUUAACGUUAAAGCUGUCAAAA